UCAAAAGCCUUUAGCUCGAUUAGAUCUCUCUCUCUCUCUCUCGGAGUUCAUCAAUGGCGUCUUCUCCGACGAGGGCAGUCGUCCUUGUUCUUCUCUCCGCCGCCGGUGCCCUCUUCCUUCUCCGCCUCCUCCCUUCCCCUCCCCCUUCCUGCUCCUGCCCUCCUUCUCUCUCCUCCUCCUCCUCCUCCUCCGUCCCCCAUGAAGACCCCAUCUCCCCCUCCUCCUCCGACCUCCAAUGGCUCAAAUCCCUAAUCAAACUCAACUCCCUCGCUGAUCCUCCCUCCUCUCCGUCCGGCUGGCACUCCCUUCGCAAGGGCAUCAAUCCCCGCUCCCGCGCCCAGCAGCUCGAGGAUCUCGUUCACUUCAAGGGCAUCUCCCACUAUGAGGACGCCAACGCAUCCUCCCACACUCCUCUCUCUUGCCCGCCUGAGCUCUUGGUCGAGGAGCACCAUUCCAACUAUGGCGAACCCUGGGCCGGUGGCCGCGAUGUCUUCGAGUUCCUCGCUUCUACCACUUCCCUUUCCCCCUCCGCCCACGUCCUCGAGAUCGGCUGCGGCACUCUCCGCGUUGGCCUCCACUUCAUCCGCCACCUCCUCCCUUCCCAUUUCCACUGCCUCGAGCGUGACGACCUCUCCCUCCAUGCCGCUCUCCGCUAUGAGCUCCCCUCCCAUGGCCUUCUCCAUAAACGUCCCUUGAUCUUGAAGGGCGAUGACAUGGAUUUCACUAGGUUUGGCUCAGGUUUUGAGUAUGAUUUGAUCUAUGCCAGCGCUGUUUUCUUGCAUAUGCCGGACACGCUGGUGUGGACGGGGUUGGAGAGGCUUGCCAGGAGGUUGAAGCCUCAGAAAGGCAGGAUUUUUGUUUCUCAUAAUAUUAAGUUCUGUUCGAGAUUGGGAGGGGAUGAGUGUACCAGGAGGCUUCGGAGCCUGGGGUUGGAGUAUGUUGGGAAGCACACUCAUGAUAGUUUGCUCUUCAAUCACUAUGAGAUCUGGUUUGAGUUCCGGAGACUGUAAGCUUGGAUUUUGGCUGUGAGAUCUUGAGAUUUUUUUUUCUCUCUUCUCUGAUCUCGCGAAAGAGGUUGCAUUCACUUGCAGGUAUUUUCUUGAAGAGCUUUUCUCUGUGAUGAUUUUGUGAAAUGCAAUUAGAAGAUAGUUGAGCGAGAAAGGUUUACUUGCUUGAUUCUGUUAAGAUUCACAUUAGCUAGUGACUCAGAAUUCAUUGUAUCUGAUUUUUGUUUUCAUGUGUACCUAUGGAUUAUUGUCACAUUCUUGAAGUUGAGCUUACGAAAUGUUGCAUUUUGUUUGUUCUUAGGCA
Molecule: messenger RNA, 1311 nt
Organism: Dioscorea cayenensis subsp. rotundata (Guinea yam)
Lineage: Eukaryota; Viridiplantae; Streptophyta; Magnoliopsida; Dioscoreales; Dioscoreaceae
Source: RefSeq, a predicted model, not a curated record